Molecule: messenger RNA, 734 nt
Organism: Amyelois transitella
Lineage: Eukaryota; Metazoa; Arthropoda; Insecta; Lepidoptera; Pyralidae
Exons: 5
Coding region: 161-703 (180 amino acids)
Source: RefSeq, a predicted model, not a curated record
GUACCUGAGUUUUGCGUUUACUUUUCUCCUGAUUGUUUUAACUGCUGCCAGACGCCUUAUCUCUAACUUGAUGAGAUGUCCUGAUCAUUGAUAAGGAAUCUGUGGAUAUAUUAUUCAGAGUUCGUAGAAGGAUAACUUCGAUUGAAGAGCCCAGGCCAGGAUGAUGGAUAUUUCGAAAAACAGUCUCAUCGUGUCGGCACUGUUCAAAAGAUUGAGACAGACGAGGAGUGCAAAACAGUCUUCUGAGAAAAACGAGAUUCUCGCCCUGGUUUCGAGCUCACAAAGCCCUGAUGGGUGUAUUGGAAGUCAUAGAAAUACGUGUGAGGAUUCCAGCACUAUAGAAUCUGAACCGAGUCCAGUUAGCCCCAAAACAGAGUCAGUUCUGGAGGUAGAACAACAAUGUUUCAUGCAGACAAGUGGAUCAAAUGCUUCGAGUCACGAAAAGAAAAGCUCCAAAAAGCAAUCGAAGACAUCUGGGAAAGAUGUUUCGAAACAAUCCCAGGAUUCGCCGCCUUCCCCUCAGGAAUCAACACAAGGAUCUGUAACUGACACGUGCUCAACAUUGGUCAUCUUUAAGAACUGGACACUUUGUGACCUUGUACUUGCCGCAAUUGUAUUCACCUUGGCUUUAGUCCUUUUGAACGAGGCUUGCUGUGUCCUAUCAACGUUUCAUAGGAGACCUAGAAGAAGAAGUUACUGCUGACUAAAAUGGUGGCGUGAAGCCUCAACAAAAG